Molecule: messenger RNA, 1710 nt
Organism: Leucoraja erinaceus (little skate)
Lineage: Eukaryota; Metazoa; Chordata; Chondrichthyes; Rajiformes; Rajidae
Exons: 2
Coding region: 287-1468 (393 amino acids)
Source: RefSeq, a predicted model, not a curated record
CGCACCAACUCUCCCUCCAGCCUGACACCAAGCGGACUCCCUGUCCUGGCUUGUAUAAACACAAAGGGCUGCAGUCAGUCACUCGUCCUCCCUUUUUCCUUGUCGCUGCCUCUUUCCCAGGGCUCUGUCUGCGCCGGGUUUUGACAGCUGAAUAGAGUGUCUGCUCGCUUAUUGUGCUCUAGCCCGGAGAGGAAGCUGCAUUUUCACAAGAGGCGUCGGCAGGACCCCGGACUAAGGAUUUCUGACUACCGUUCUAAAAUUCACAGAGUGCCUGGAGAAUAUCAAUAUGCUGUGCACCAGCAUUAUUUUUGUGCACGUUCUUUCAUCUUUCGUGAUGGAAAUUAAAGCUGCAGCAGAGGGAGUUACGGAACAUGAGGCACCUCAGGCCACCAGUCCAUCAUUUCAAACAGAUUUGAUUGAUCUCAUCCGGUUAACCACUAUGAGUCAUCAGGGAUAUGGACUGGAGCUACCUCUGGCAUCAUCUGAGUUGCCUCCAGAAACGGAUAGUAACCUCGAACCUUUGCUGCACUCUCACAUGUCAACACUGCCCGCACAAAGGCAGGCUAGUACAAGUCCAGUGUUGACGCCUUGGAUGCCGACAGUUGAAAGUGAGACUAGUGCAGAGCCAAUGUUGAUACCACACAUCAGCGUAGAGUCUGGCGAUAUCUCUGCAAAUGCUGAAUCGUUCAACCAAGGUGACAUUGGCUCUCCCAGAAGUGUUGCACAGCUGGAAGCUGCCACAUUUUCAAACAAAAAACAUAUAGAUGUCCCAGCUGCCACGGAAGGUCUUAGAGGAGCCAUUCCUACUCGUCAUCCAGAACUAGUGAACAAAUUCAGCAAUUCCACUGACAUUUCCAUUCAUGACGUGUCCACAAUUGGAUUUCAUCUGGCUGGAUCCUCAGCUGUGUCAGCUUCAUCCCUGAUGUAUCCGGCGAGGCUGGGAACCACCCCUGAGUCCCCACAGGGAAGAUCAAUGAUGCCAAUCUAUACAUUUCCUGGUUCUCAGAAAAGACCAGCCACAGAAAGACCAAUCAUCACCACUCAAAGUGCUGAGGUGCUGACCAAAGUGAAGCCAUCAAUCCAAAUGACUUCUGAUCUUUGGAACAACGACCGAUCUGUGCUUUUCUCAGUGACUGAACUAACACCUGAGAUCUUGAAUCCAUCCUCAAAAGGUAUUACCCAUCAGAUGGUCACAUCAGCCAAAGACAAAUCCAACCAUGGGUUGUCAACAGUAAAAGAAACAUCCUCGGGCAUCACCCUGCUCAACGAAGAGGUUGAGUUGGAUAAUACUGCAGCUCCGAGUACGACAUUGGGAAGAAGCUCGCCAACUAGCGAAGCACACAAUGCCAGCUCUCCUGAUAAAGGGAGAUUGGAUUAUUUAUUCAUAACUUUGCUUUCUUCUACUCCAGCCAACCAACCUCAACAAACAAAAGUCAAUGAGCAGCCAGAAAGGGCAACAGGCAAGUAACAAAGCUUUAUAACUAACUGUUAAUGACUAAUAAAAAUCUAAUUGCAGAAAAUCUCACCUGAACAUUAUUGUGGCACUUAACCAAAUAACAAUUUGAAUUGUUUCUGAAUAGCCAUCUGGUUUUACUGCAAGACCGCGUUGGAAAGAACUGCAGAUGCUGGUUUAAAUCAAAGGUACAAAAUGCUGGAGUAACUCAGCGGGACAGGCAGCAUCUCUGGGGAGAAGGGAUGGGUGAAGUUUCG